ACCUCUGAAACCACUAAGCAACUUCUUCCCUCCCUGCCAGACUCAUCCACCUCACUAACCGUUCCAUAUCUGCCACCCCUCUCUGCCAAUCCCUCCAUUGGCUUCCACUCAGUGUCCUCCACCCCUCUCUGCCAAUCCCUCCAUUGGCUUCCACUCAGUGUCCUCCACCCCUCUCUGCCAAUCCCUCCACUGGCCUCCACUCAGUGUCCUCCACCCCUCUCUGCCAAUCCCUCCACUGGCCUCCGCUCAGUGUCCUCCACCCCUCUCUGCCAAUCCCUCCACUGGCCUCCGCUCAGUGUCCUCCAUCCCUCUCUGCCAAUCCCUCCACUGGCCUCCACUCAGUGUCCUCCAUCCCUCUCUGCCAAUCCCUCCACUGGCUUCCACUCAGUGUCCUCCACCCCUCUCCCUCUGCCAAUCCCUCCACUGCUCCACUCAGUGUCCUCCAUCCCCUCUGGUCCCUCCACUGUCUCAGUGUCCUCCAUCCCUCUCUGCCAAUUC
Messenger RNA from Staurois parvus, 498 nucleotides. The record is from the annotation of a GenBank genome assembly. Lineage: Eukaryota; Metazoa; Chordata; Amphibia; Anura; Ranidae.